Molecule: messenger RNA, 1496 nt
Organism: Coccinella septempunctata (seven-spotted ladybird)
Lineage: Eukaryota; Metazoa; Arthropoda; Insecta; Coleoptera; Coccinellidae
Exons: 2
Coding region: 138-1343 (401 amino acids)
Source: RefSeq, a predicted model, not a curated record
AUAUAUUUAUUACGAACAUAUACAAGGAAACUUACAAAAGUAAAACAUACGACCCACACUUGUCGGAUCAUUCAGUACAAGAAAUUAAAUUGCUUAAUGAGACAUCUGUAACAAAAAGGAAAUAUAUAACUAGGCAUAUGAUAACGAGGAGAAAUAUAAUUAAAUUUGAGGAGAAACUAAGUGAUAUUGACUGGGAUUCACUCAAAUCCGAAAGAGCUGAAGAGACUUUUGAUAGAUUUCAUGCAGUAUUUAAAGGCUGCUUCGAUAGCUGUUUUCCUUUGAAGACGGUAAAUGUAAACAGGAAUAAAAAAUAUGUUCACAGAAAUGCUUCAAAUGUGGCUUUGAAGAAGGCAGUUGAUGCGGCUCUGACAAUCCACAGUAUUCGUCAGAGUGAUGACUCCAAGAAACUCGUAGAAUUGUUGAAACGAUCUCUGAGAGAAAGUCACACUGCAGAAAAGAAGAAAGUGAACAGUGAGUAUAUAAGUUCAUCAGAGGAUAAAACAAAGGCCAUAUGGAGAGUAAUAGGGGAAGAAACUGCUGAGUCGAGAGAGAAGAGGAAAGAAGAAGAUGACACCAGCUUUGUAAAUGACUCGUCCAGGAGAGCAGAACUAGAAAUUAGAGGUGCCAAGACUUUGGCUUGUGCUGAAAAAUGGUUUAGCGUGAAUGGAUUAAAACUCAAUGUGGAUAAGUCCCACCGUAUGAUAGUAGCCGGCAAUGAGGCUCCGCAGUGUAUCAGAUUGUUAGGUGUGACUGUGGACAAUCGACUUACCUGGAACACUCACACAACAUCACUAUUGAAGAGGCUUUCGACUGCAAUUUUCACCAUACGUAGGAUGAGGGAGGUUGCAGGCACGGACAUAUCUAGGUUGACCUAUUUCGCCAACUUCCACCAGACUGCUACAUACGGCAUAAUAUUAUGGGGUCAUAGUUCCGGACUGAUUGAUGUACUCCUGAAACAAAAGGAAGCUAUCAGAGCCAUUCUUGGAGUCCCAAGAAUCAUUUCAUGCAGAGAGUUGUUUCGAUCAUUGGGUAUACUCACCGUAACAUCUGUGUAUAUACUUAACUGUAUAAUGUAUGUCCAUGAUAAUAGAGCUAAAUUCAGGAGAAAUGAUGACAAUCAUCACUAUGGUACACGGAACAGAAAUGAACUUAGCAUUGAGUAUCAUCGCCUCAAAAAAACACAGACUGGCACUAAUCAUUUUGGGGUUAAAUUUUAUAAUAGACUUCCAUCAAAAAUGCGGAUGCUUCCACGAAAUAGGUUGCUGAAGAAGAUUAAGGAAACGUUAAUUAAAAACACUAUUUAUAAGUUCGAAGAAUUCUGGAACAUUAAGUUCGAUGAAUAACCGUGCUUACAUUUUUACAUUUAUAUGUUUGGACCUUUUGUAUGUGUAUUCAAAUGUUUCUCGUCUUUUAUAUUUAUAUUUUAUACUGUUCUAUUUUUGAACUUAUUGUAUUUUGACCUGCCAUGUAAUAUAUUUUGAUGGUGAAUAAAUGAU